UGAGAGGAUGUGGUCUUCUCUGGUGAUCCCCACUUUUCUUUUCCUGGGUUUUUCUUCUGUAGGAUUGGCCCCAGAUCCAGGGUCAACCACCCAUGAAAAUGACAACUACCCACCUUUUUGGGACCAAAUUGAUGGAAACAUAGCAGAAUUUCCAGUGCAGAAUAACAAGAUAAUUGUUGAUCCCUGGAAAUAUAUGGAUCGACUAAGAAUAUUUAAGAUCCUUAUAACAGAAUCAAACAAAUAUUUUGCUUCAUUUGGAAAAAACAAUACAGGCAAUGUGUUUUGGGCAUUGACUUUAUUAUAUGGAAGGCUAUUUAAAACAGAUAGAUUUUCAGAGCCUCCCAGUAGUUCCCGGUGUGCUUAUGAGUCUGGAGUCUCUAGCUGCAUAUCUAUCAACAGUGGCUGGGGAGGUAUUAGCUACUAUGUGGUUAUGAUGUAUUUCCUUGCUGCAAUUGAAUCUGAGUUUUUGGGGAAUUUGCCAUAUGAGGUAGAGUUACUAUCUCGAGAGGAGUACAGAUCUAACUUCUGUUACUCAGUUGAGGAAUGCCGUGCAGAGUAUCCACAAAUUAUGGAUAUAGCCAACAGGUUUUAUAAGUAUCUGCUGUCCAGAAAGAUAGUUUCCACUACCAGCGGUAUUCCUCAGUAUGACACAGAUGAGGACACAGCGAUCUUUAAGAUGUGGGCAGCCCAUCAAGCUGCUGUUGAUGUGGCAAAACCGAUGUUCAGUGAUAUGUAA
This is a messenger RNA of Bubalus bubalis (water buffalo), 736 nucleotides long. RefSeq names its product protein LEG1 homolog. The transcript is spliced from 4 exons. Bases 8 to 736 code for a protein of 242 amino acids. NCBI's taxonomy places the organism in Eukaryota, Metazoa, Chordata, Mammalia, Artiodactyla, Bovidae. The record is from RefSeq and is a predicted model, not a curated record.